Neoarthrinium moseri is the source of this 1053-nucleotide messenger RNA. RefSeq lists its product as uncharacterized. The coding region runs from base 1 to 1053 and encodes 350 amino acids. Gene Ontology annotation, cellular component: mannan polymerase complex. Lineage: Eukaryota; Fungi; Ascomycota; Sordariomycetes; Amphisphaeriales; Apiosporaceae. Gene Ontology annotation, molecular function: alpha-1,6-mannosyltransferase activity. The transcript has a single exon. Gene Ontology annotation, biological process: protein N-linked glycosylation. The record is from RefSeq and is a predicted model, not a curated record.
AUGGGAGUACAAGGAGUGCCAAAUCAACGGUAUGGCCUUGGGCUUCUGGCUCUCGUGCUCAUCUGGCUGGUGUCUCUUGCCCAUGAUGACGAAAGUUCCAGCAGCAUCUCGUGGUCUAUGGCGAAUACCAUUACGUCGUCGGAGCUCUCACAGAAGCAUCGCGAGGUGCAAAACCCAUUGGAGACGGUUGGGGUACAAACACAGGCUCACUAUCCUACACCAUCCCCGACCCCUUACGACCCGGGUGAAUCAUUGAUCCCGCGGAAACUCUGGCACAUAUUAUUUCCCAUAGGCGACACCAUCACAGACCGGGAAGUAUCUUUCGUAGGGGAUUGGAUUCGAAAUGCCCCAGGAUACACUUACACCUUCCUCAGCACAACCGGGGGCUCGGCUCUGGUUGCGGUGCACUACGGCCACAACUCGGAGGAGCUGGAUGUCUUCCAGCAGCUGACGAACCCGGCCCUCAAGUCCGACUUCCUUCGCUACCUCGUGCUCGCCGCGCAAGGCGGAUACUACGGCGACGUGGACACCCGUCCCUUGAUCCCCCUGGACCAGUGGGUUCCCCCGGAACUGCGGCCCCAAGUCCGGCUCCUGUGCGCGCCGGAGCAUGACGACGCCAUCACGCCUGACCCUACGGCCGCGUACAAGGUCCGCUUCGGGCAGUGGGCGAUCGCCGCGGCUCCAGGACACCCGGUAUUGAGGCGGAUGGUUCGACGGGCCAUGGAAGGCCUGCGUUAUCUGUCGCAAUCGCAGAACACGACAUUGGACAUGGUCCGCCCAGACAACAUACAAGUCCUUAACGCCACCGGACCGCUGGCAUGGACAGAGAUCCUCUGGGAAUACCUCUUUGAGACAGACCCGAACAUCACGAGCCAGGACGAUCUGAGCGGGUUGGCGACGCCUAAGCUGGUGGGGGAUGUGCUGGUACUGCCCAUCACGGCGUUCAGGGCCCCAACAGCGGGUGAGGCGCCUUGGUUCGAGGAACACGGUGACCAUAGACUGCUGGAACAUCAUAUGUUAGGAACAUGGCGUCAGUGGCAGCCCCCUUCGUAA